This is a messenger RNA of Ilyonectria robusta, 1986 nucleotides long. Its product is annotated as RmlC-like cupin domain-containing protein. Bases 93 to 1574 code for a protein of 493 amino acids. Gene Ontology annotation, biological process: oxalate metabolic process. The transcript has 3 exons. The record is from RefSeq and is a predicted model, not a curated record. NCBI's taxonomy places the organism in Eukaryota, Fungi, Ascomycota, Sordariomycetes, Hypocreales, Nectriaceae.
GGCACUGGGCCUCAUCCAGACUUGCAUUGAUUGCAGACGGAUCGAACACUUCUCAAUAUCAGUCCUUUACACCCAAGUCCCAGAAUACCAAGAUGUCUCUCCGCGCCAUCUUGCUCAAUGGCUUGAUAGCUCUGCCAGUUGGCCUUGCUCGUCCUGCCCCCCAAAUGGGAAAUUACGGAGAGAACAAAGGUCCUGUUGGAGGCGUGAAACCGCCUACACCAACAGUGACUUCUACAAGCGGCUCGCUCUACGGCGACUCAAGUUUGCUUGGAGGAAAUGCUCCCCUGCCAGACCCGGACGAGUCCGAUUCUGCGAUUGUGAAUGAUCCUAAGUACGUCAACGGCCAGGAUGCAGACGCUGAUCUCGGGCUGUACCUCGAUUUCGAUGAUGCAGACCCGCCCCAGCCUAUCCGAGGCGGCUUAGGAGCUACAGAUCCUGGUCCUAGAACUUACGAGUACGAGAAGUUGAAUCCAGACCUGUAUGCUCCUCCUGGCACGGAUACCGGCGAUGUGCCCAACGCAAUGUGGCCUCUUGGCCUCUCCCAUAAUCGGCACGGGAGUCAAGCUGGUGCUGGAUGGGCCAGGCAACAGAACCAGGCUGUCCUCCCCCAAGCGACGGCUAUGGCAGGCGUUGACAUGCGCCUCGGCCCUAACGCAUACCGUGAGCUCCAUUGGCAUACUGCAAGUGAGUGGGCUCUAAUCACAAAGGGCUGCGUCCGCGUUGCCGCCAUCAACGAGGAGGGGAAGAGCUUUAUCGAUGACGUGUGCGCUGGUGAUGUUUGGUUCUUCCCUGCUGGAGUGCCGCAUAGUCUGCAGGCCAUGGACAAGGGCGUGGAAUUUCUCCUCGUCUUUGACCAGGGCGACUUCUCUGAGGACGAAACGUUCUUGGUCUCCGAGUUGUUCCUCCGCAACCCGGUCUCUGUCCUUGCCAAGAACUUCAAAACGGAUACCUCGGCCUUUGACAAGAAACCCACUGAUCAACUUUAUAUCUUCAACGGAACGCCUGCACCGAAGGAUAUUGAAAAGCAAAACAUCACAUCGUCAGCUGGGGCCAUCUAUGGCAAAGACUCUUACACAUAUCAUUGGUCGCUUCAGGAGCCACACACCGUUCCUGGAGGAUCUGUUAAGAUCGUUGACCCUACCACAUUCCCUAUCGCCGAGAGAUUCUCAGCGGCUCUCGUGGUUGUGCAGCCAGGAGCCUUGCGAGAGAUCCAUUGGCACACCACAUCUGAUGAGUGGAGUUACUUCCUCCAGGGAAGCGCCCGUGUGACAGUCUUCAAGGCACCCGAAUCAGCCCGAACUUUUGACUUCACCGCUGGAGGAGUUGGGUAUAUUCCGGUCGGCAACAGCCACUACGUGGAAAAUACUGGCACAGAGGAUUUGAUCUUCCUUGAAGUAUUGCAGGCAUCCAAAUUCUCUGACGUCUCGGUUGCACAGUGGCUUGCCCUUACCCCGAAGCAAGUUGUCAAGGACCACUUGGGCUUUUCUGACGACCUGAUCGAUUCGCUCCCGAAAGAGAAGGAGUUUAUCAAGACUGGGGAUGUGAAUCUGACGGCAAUUGCGGACGAAAAUUGAUACAUGACUGAUUAGAGUUUCUGUAGCUGGAUGGCCACCCACUCAAUGCGUCUUAUGCAGCGAGUCUAUCCUCACAUUACUUUCUGUGUAUAUCUACAGGCUGUUAUCUUGCCUACUAAAUAUCAUAGACGUUUAUAUCGGUCAUCCUCUCAACAUAGUUCGAUUGGGAUAUUUGGCAAUAACAUUCGUCGAUUAGAAAUGAGCAUCACAAGAUGGCAUGUCAUUUUUCACCCUUACUCAAUAUCACCGAAUAAAUCAGAGUCGUACAGGAUUUGGAAACAAUAGAGUCCCGCAUUUACACAAUCAACACGACACGUCGUACCAGACGAUACAACCGAUACAGUCAAGUUCAGCAGGUACAUUAGUCUAGGAAGUCUUGAAUGCAAGCACCAUAUUAGCCGAUGGUUACCAG